CCCACGUUUCAUUGCAGGACACCGUUGGUUUGUUUAGUUCAUGUAACGCGACAGCAAUAUUUGCUUCGGAUUUCGUUGUCAUCUACUGCAAGUCAAUGUGUUCCGGACCGAAAGAUGGAAUCCAGACUAAAGGAAAGUCCAGCAUCUGCUUUUGAGGUAUAUAUGGAGGUUGUUCAUCCAGCCACUCAAAACUCAGAGCCUGCAAUCCGAAGGAAAUUCCCGGAAGACUUCCAAGAUGAGGAAACCAUUAAGACGGUGCCAAAGUUCUGCUUUCCGUUCUGCUUGGAUAGUGUCAUGAUCAACCAGAUGGACCAAAAUUUCACAUUUGUGCUGACUGACAUCAACAGUAAACACAGAUUUGGGUUUUGUCGCCUCUCGUCAAGCUCACACACCUGCUAUUGUCUCCUUAGCUACCUGCCCUGGUUUGAUGUGUAUUAUAAACUGCUAAAUAUCAUUGCAGAUUACACUGUGUUUGGCCAGGAAAUCAAUUUCCGGGAUCUCCUGGUGUCUUUACACACCCUUUCCAUUCCUGAGCCUGGUGUCCCUGUUCAUCUUGCUAUGCAUUUCUACUUCACUGUACCUGACUUAAAAGAGCUCCCCAGAAUUCCAGAGAACAGGAACCUGACAGAGUAUUUUUUAGCAGUCGAUGUGAAUAACAUGCUUCAACUCUACGCUAGUAUGCUUUAUGAACGUCGGAUCCUCAUCUGCUGCAGCACACUGAGCACUUUAACAGCUUGUGUCCAUGGGUCUGUUGCCAUGUUAUAUCCAAUGCACUGGCAACAUGUUUACAUUCCAGUCCUGCCACAGCAUCUAUUAGACUACUGCUGUGCUCCAAUGCCCUACCUGAUUGGAGUCCAUUCCAGCCUGAUGGAGAAAGUUCAAGGAAUGGCUAUGGAGGAUGUCGUGAUCUUGAAUGUGGACACAAACACCCUUGAAACACCCUAUAACGAUCUUCAAAGCCUACCCCAUGAUGUGGUUUCAUCUCUAAAAAGUCGGCUGAGGAAGUUUUCAACAACCCCAGGCGAUGGUGUGGCUCGUGCCUUCCUCAAGAGUCAGGCGGCUCUGUUUGGCAGCUACAGAAAUGCUCUUCAGAUUGAGUUGGGUGAACCAAUAACAUUUAAUGAAGAAACCUUUGUAAACCAUCGAUUGAGUGCCAUGAGAGUGUUCCUUCAGAAUGCCAUCCAGCUUCAACUUUUCAAACAGUUCAUUGAUGGCCGUUUGGAGCUAUUAAACUCCGGAGAAGGUUUCAAUGACAUCUUUGAGGAGGAGAUCAACAAUGGCAAUUAUGCAGGAAAUGAUACAUCUUACCACCAGUGGCUAAUCACUGUGAAGAAAGGGAGCGGGGCUAUUUUGAACACAGUGAAGACCAAAGCAAACCCAGCUAUGAAGACAGUGUACAAAUUUGCUAAAGACCAUGCCAAAAUGGGCAUCAAGGAAGUGAAGAGCCGGCUUAAGCAUAAAGAAAAUGUCGAUAAUGGAUCUGGAAUCAUCGCUGGAGACAAUGACUUCCUUGCAAUUAGAAUCAAGAGUGGGAGGUCACUGCAGACAUUGGAUGAACACAGAAUGAACUGGCAGUUUGGACUUAGACAGUCACCCGUGCAGUUGAAGAAAAGCAAUUGUAAUGAAAGUCUGGAAGGUUCUCAUGACCCGUCACAGCGAUACUACUCACUAAGAGAGGCCGAGUGGAUAGAAGAACAUGAUUCUAAUUUGGGUAUAGAAACUCCCAGCCCACUUCCAGAGAACCUCUCCAAUGCCAGCAUUCUAGCAAAUUUCUUCAGCUGCCUUGAUGAGCAUGAGCCACUUCCUUUGGCUAAAAGCCUUGAGGACCUGAAGAGUCUGCAAGAUUAUGAAAAGCUUCAAACCAAGUUCACCAGUCAGCAGGAGGACCUUCAUUUCUGUGAACACUCACAAUUAUCUCCGGACCUCAAGCUCCACAACGCUUUCAAGCUGCUGAGUAAAGAAUCAGAUCAAACUGAAAUUCCUUCUUGGGAACCUCCGACCUGCAAGAAAACUCAAUCAGCUCAACUUCUCACACAGAAAAAUGACCAAAAUAGUAACAGUACAGGCGCUGAACCACAAGACCUGUCCAGCAACGGCACUAUCGCCAUACCUCGUCCUCACGUAAGGAAGAGUGCUGAAUUUGGAACGGUGUUAGCACCACUCAUUGGUCAGUCUCAAUCGAAACCUAAUGAGGAAAGGACAAAAACAGGGGGUCAAGAAUUUCGAAAAGCCCUGAGUAAGACCUCAGACGUGUUCAAUGUUGCGGAUGAUCACAUGGAUUUGAUAAGCCUUCUGGACCCCCUUAACAAGUCACCACGGACUAGUUCCAUGUCAGCAAGGGAUGAAAUGAAUAUUGACGUGCUCUCAGCAUCGUGUCAAACAACAACUCCUCCGAGAUCUUACCCACUCAGCCAGUCUUCUUUUCAGCCGCAUCAUCACAUAUCACCGACUGUCUUUACUCAGUCUUUCCGGCAUUCUCUUCCUCAAAUGCAAUAUUUGUCAGGUGGGAGAAGAACACCUUUGAAUCCAGUUUAUGGACCACCAUGUGCUUCUUAUCUACACAGUACAACCCAGCCACCGCAUUUCCCUGCACUCUCAGAGGUCUAUAAACAGCAAUUGCCUGACAAUUCUACUCUUCUUCCCAGUUAUCGAAUGGGCAACUCUUCCCCGUGUAUCCCACUGCUUCACUCGUCAACCAGCACUCAGGCCCUUUCAGGACUGACGGACUCAAUGCCCAUCCCGGGCACUGCUUCCAACACACUAACAAGGCCACUUGAAAUGGAAGAAGGCAACCAGAAAACUCAGGAUCUUUUUGGCGAUCUUCUGACAAUGAUUAAACCAGCCGCACCUCUUCAAAAGAGCAUCGAUCAACUCCAAAAGACGUGGGAAACAUUUGACUAAAACCUUGCCAUGGAUUUAUUCCUCUUUGACAGAGGCGGAUGUGUUCAUUCUUGCAUGAAAAACCUCUUUGGAAGAACUUGAAUUAUAGCAUCAGGCUGAUUAAGAAUCAGUACAUUUGUUCCUUACGCAAAACAGAGACUGUGAUUAAAUUAUGUUUAUAUGAAAUGUUACGCGACAAAUUAAUAAAACACCACAUACAUUAAAAACCUACAGUACGUAC
This is a messenger RNA of Hippocampus comes (tiger tail seahorse), 3121 nucleotides long. It is a transcript of the gene dennd1a, whose product is annotated as DENN/MADD domain containing 1A. Gene Ontology annotation, biological process: endocytic recycling; endocytosis. The coding region runs from base 115 to 2901 and encodes 928 amino acids. Gene Ontology annotation, cellular component: cytosol; clathrin-coated vesicle. NCBI's taxonomy places the organism in Eukaryota, Metazoa, Chordata, Actinopteri, Syngnathiformes, Syngnathidae. The record is from RefSeq and is a predicted model, not a curated record. The transcript is spliced from 22 exons. Gene Ontology annotation, molecular function: phosphatidylinositol phosphate binding; guanyl-nucleotide exchange factor activity.